Oncorhynchus masou masou (cherry salmon) is the source of this 3344-nucleotide messenger RNA. RefSeq names its product netrin receptor UNC5D-like. Gene Ontology annotation, biological process: axon guidance; netrin-activated signaling pathway. The record is from RefSeq and is a predicted model, not a curated record. NCBI's taxonomy places the organism in Eukaryota, Metazoa, Chordata, Actinopteri, Salmoniformes, Salmonidae. The transcript is spliced from 17 exons. Gene Ontology annotation, molecular function: protein binding; netrin receptor activity. Gene Ontology annotation, cellular component: membrane. Bases 159 to 3068 code for a protein of 969 amino acids.
AGAUGCAGUCGCUGUUCGCCAUCCUUGGCGACAGAUUGGCCCUGUGUAAACGUUAUCAGUGCAGGGUAACCUGUUACUGGUGACAGUCUACGACGACAAAUGAUCGAGACCCUCGCGCAGCAUACCCGGGUCAGAUUGGGAGGAAGACGACCGGCGCAAUGAUGGGACAGUUUUCGGGGGUAUGGUGCCGGAGUUUGGUCAUCCUCUUGUUUCUCGGUUUGCAGUUCCCGGCCACGGCGGCACGAGGUUCCAGGAGUGAUGCUCUGCAGCUUGGCACAUCAGGGACCCUCCCCCACUUCCUGCAGGAGCCCGAUGAUGCCUACAUCAUCAAGAGCAACCCCAUCAAGCUCAAAUGCCGGGCCCGCCCCGCCCUGCAGAUCUUCUUCAAGUGCAAUGGGGAGUGGGUCCACCAGAGCCAGCACCAGUCUCAGGAACACACCGACCAGGGCACAGGGCUGAAGAUCCGGGAAGUCAUGAUCAACGUGUCCCGUCAGCAGGUGGAGGACUUCCACGGCCCUGAGGACUACUGGUGUCUGUGUGUGGCCUGGAGCCACCUGGGUACCUCUAAGAGCCGCAAAGCCACCGUACGCAUCGCCUACCUGAGGAAGAACUUUGAGCAGGACCCCCAGGGGAGGGAGGUGCCCAUUAAAGGCAUGAUUGUACUACACUGCCGUCCACCAGAGGGAGUGCCUGUCGCAGAGGUGGAGUGGUUGAAGAAUGAGGAGCCGGUGGGCUCGGAUGGGAAUAUCGACACGCGGGCGGACCACAACCUGAUCAUCCAGAAGGCGCGUUUGUCUGACUCGGGAAACUACACAUGUCUGGCCAGCAACAUCGUGGCCAAGAGACGCAGCCUCACCGCCACUGUGGUCGUAUUUGUGAACGGAGGGUGGUCAUUGUGGACAGACUGGUCCGCCUGUAACGUGCGCUGUGGGCGAGGGGUCCAGAAACGCUCCCGUACCUGCACCAACCCCGCCCCUCUCAACGGGGGCACCUUCUGCGAGGGCAUGUCUGUCCAGAAGAGUACCUGUAAUGCCCUCUGCCCAGUGGAUGGUGGCUGGGGAGAGUGGACAGAUUGGACGGUGUGCAGUGCGGAGUGUUCGAGGCAGCGCAGCAGAGAAUGUACAGCCCCGGAGCCUAAACAUGGAGGCAGGCUUUGCAACGGGGCCGCCCUGGGAACAGAUAACUGCACCGGGGGCCUCUGCACUCAGAAUCGAAAGCUGCUACACGACGCCAAGCCACGGGGUCUGGAGGUUAGCAGUGACGUAGCGCUGUAUUCGGGCCUGGCGGCAGGGGUGGUGACUGUGGUGGUGUUGAUUGUGGCAGUGACCCUCUACCGGAGGAACCAGAGCGAGUACGGUGUGGACGUCAUUGACUCCUCCGCCCUCACUGGGGGCUUUCAGUCCUUUAGCUUCAAGACCGCCUGCCAAGGCAACCCCCUGUUGAUCAACUCAUCCCAGCAGCCGGACCUAACGGUGUCACGGACCUACACCAGCCCCAUCUGCUUCCAGGACUCCAUGGAUAAAGAACUCAUAUCUCAGGAGCCUUCGCUCUUCGACCCCCUGCCCGACCUCAAGGUCAAAGUUCACUCCUCUUUCAUGGUGUCCCUGGGCGUAUCAGAGAGGGGGGCCGAGUACCACAUCCAGAAAGCCCACCCCCAGACCUUCCCCCGGGGACUGGCGCCCGACUACAGCGGUGUGGGGUUGGAGGGGACGCUGAGAGGAAGGAGGGAGAAGACCCUCCUCGGCCCCCUUGCACCGUCUACGCCAUCCAGGCCCCCGCUCAGGACGGCCGGGGUGUUCGGACACGCGGGAGGGAGGCUGGUGGUGCCCAAUACAGGCGUGAGUCUGUUGGUGCCCCAUGGAGGGAUAGCUGUGGACACUACCUGGGAAAUGUACAUGGUCAUCAACCAGGAGGACAGCAGCAGCAGCACCCUAUCAGAAGAGAGACAGGAGGUCCUGCUGAGUCCAGAGGUCACGUACGGUCCGCUGGGCCUUGACCUCUCCUGCCCCGUCGCCAUGACGAUAGCCCACUGCGCUGAGGUUGCCGCCGAUAACUGGAGCAUCCGCCUCAAGAGGCAGACACAGGAUAACAAGUGGGAGGAAGUAAUGUCGGUGGAGGAGGAGAGCACUUCCUGCUACUGUCUGCUGGAGGCUCAGUGCUGCCACCUGCUGUUGGAGCACCCAGGGCGCUACGCCCUGGUGGGGGAGCCUCUGAGCCAGGAGGCUGUGAAGAGGCUGAGGUUGGCCGUGUUCGGUAGUGCAGACAACACCAAUCCACUGGGAUACAGCCUCAGAGUGUACUGUGUCGACGACACCCCCUACGCAUUCCAGGAAGUGGCGUCGGCCGAGCGGGUGAGGGGUGGUUGUCUCCUGGAGGAGCCCAAGACGCUGCUGUUCAGGGGGAACUCCCUCAGCCUACAGCUUUCCAUCCAGGACGUCCCCCAGUUCCUCUGGAGCAUCAAGCCUUUCACCACCUGCCAGGAGUUCUCAUUCUCUCAGGUGUGGGCUAGUAACCAGCACCCCCUGCAGUGUGCCUUCUCAUUGGAGCGUUACAGCCCCGCCUCCUCCCAGCUGUCCUGUAAGAUCAGUGUGCGCCAGGUCAAAGGUCAGGAGCAAAUCCUCCAGGUCUACACCUCCGUAGUCGAGAGUGAAAAGGAGGUUGUACCCUUCUUCACUCAGUCGGACUGUACCAUCACAUCACAGAUGGGGUCCAGGGCUUUCAAGAUCCCACUUUCCAUCCGCCAGAGGAUCUGUGCCACCUUCGACACAGCCAACGCCAAGGGCAAGGACUGGCAGCUGCUUGCACAGAAACUCUGCAUAAACAGGAACCUGUGUUUCUUUGCGCGUCAGGAGAGCCCAUCGGCGGUGAUCCUCAGCCUGUGGGAGGCCCAGCACCAGGACACAGGGGACCUGGACUCUCUGGCCAGCGCUCUGGAGGAGAUCGGCAAGGUCCACUCCACCCACUCCACCUCCAAUAGGACCAGCACGCAGACCACCACAGGGACCACCACAAAGACCACCGCUACCCUGGGCCGCAGUACUGAGGAGCUGGAUGCUGAGUUUACCUAACUAGGGGAGGGAUGAACGGAUGAACUGGAGCCCCAGCAAAGGAUCACAAGGCUGGGAAUGAACUAGCCAAAACAGGGGAGACCAGGCCACAGGCACAGUGGAGGAGGUCAUACAGAAGACUCCAGUCAGGGGAGGAUUGGACAGAGAGCAGACAUGACUAAGUACUACAGGGGAACUAAUUAACUACUUUAACUAAAGUCAGACCACCAGGCUGAAUGGAGGGGUAAGAGGGACAAGAUGAUAGGAGAACAAGAGAUGCUGGAGGGGAAGGGUAUA